This is a messenger RNA of Centropristis striata (black sea bass), 1826 nucleotides long. RefSeq names its product hydroxyacyl-CoA dehydrogenase trifunctional multienzyme complex subunit beta (gene hadhb). The transcript is spliced from 15 exons. NCBI's taxonomy places the organism in Eukaryota, Metazoa, Chordata, Actinopteri, Perciformes, Serranidae. Gene Ontology annotation, biological process: fatty acid beta-oxidation. The record is from RefSeq and is a predicted model, not a curated record. The coding region runs from base 28 to 1449 and encodes 473 amino acids. Gene Ontology annotation, molecular function: acyltransferase activity, transferring groups other than amino-acyl groups.
AUAAAGUUUCUCUCUCUGCAGAAAAACAUGGCUUCAAUGCUCCUGAACACGAUGCGGAGCUCCUCUGUCAGCCCUUCCUGGGCGAUGCGGUUGGGGGCUCGCUCUCUCAGUACGACGACACAGCUUCAGGCUCAGGUUCAGACAAAGAGUAAAAAGACACUGGCCCGGCCUGGCGUGAAGAACAUCGUUCUGGUGGAAGGAGUUCGAACCCCUUUCCUGUUGUCUGGAACCACAUAUGCCGACCUGAUGCCUCAUGACUUGGCCAGAGCAGCUCUGCAGGGUCUGCUGCACAAGACAGGUUUACCCAAAGAUGCUGUAGACUACAUCAUCUAUGGAACAGUCAUUCAGGAGGUCAAGACCAGCAAUGUAGCGAGAGAGGCAGCACUGGGUGCAGGUUUCUCUGACAAAAUCCCAGCUCACACCGUCACCAUGGCCUGCAUCUCCUCCAACCAGGCCAUGACCUCAGCUGUUGGUCUGAUUGCUGCAGGACAGUGUGACUCUGUCGUGGCAGGAGGGGUGGAGUUCAUGUCCGACGUUCCGAUCCGUCACAGCCGGAAGAUGAGGAAGACCAUGCUGUCCCUCAACAGGGCGAAGACCCUCGGCCAGAGGCUCGGUCUGAUUGGCAGCAUCAGGAUGGCACAUUUCACCCCAGAGCUUCCCGCUGUGGCUGAGUUCUCCACAGCUGAAACGAUGGGUCACAGCGCUGAUCGCCUGGCUGCUGCGUUCGGGGUCACCAGGCUGGAGCAGGAUGAGUUUGCUGUGCGAUCACACAGUCUGGCCAAAAAGGCCCAGGACGAAGGUCUGCUGCAGGAUGUCAUCUCCUUUAAAGUGCCAGGUCGCGAUAUUGUUUCCAAGGACAACGGCAUCCGCCCGUCCUCCAUGGAGCAAAUGGCCAAACUGAAGCCCGCCUUCAUUAAACCUCACGGCACAGUCACUGCUGCCAACUCCUCUUUCCUGACUGACGGUGCCUCUGCUGUGCUCAUCAUGUCUGAAGAGAAAGCUCUGGCUAUGGGUUACAAGCCUAAAGCUUACCUCAGAGACUUUGUCUACGUGUCCCAGGACCCCAAAGAUCAGCUGCUUCUGGGGCCAACGUACGGUACACCAAAGGUGCUGGAACGGGCCGGCUUGACCAUGAACGAUAUUGACGUCUUUGAGUUCCACGAGGCGUUCGCAGGUCAGAUAAUGGCAAAUCUGAAGGCUAUGGACUCAGACUGGUUCGGCCAGACGUACUUGGGCAGAAAAUCAAAGGUGGGGACUCCUCCCAUGGAGAAGUUCAACCUGUGGGGAGGCUCUCUGUCUUUGGGUCACCCAUUCGGUGCCACAGGCUGCAGACUGGUAACCACAGUGGCACACCGGCUGCAGAAGGAGGGAGGACAGUACGGACUGCUGGCUGCUUGUGCUGCCGGAGGACAGGGUCAUGCCAUGGUGAUCGAGGCCUACCCCCAGUAAAACAUUUGCAUCAUCAUCUGCUUCCUGAUCUUCCGGUUCAUCAUGACGGCUACACACUAACAUCCAGACAACAGAGUGUACAUACGAGCACCGCUUUGCCUUGAAGAGAGUGGAGGCGUUUUAGGAAUCUUGUGUAAAUUUAACUCUUGCUUAGAGGCUGUUAAAUUAUAGCAGAAUGUCGUUGAGGGAAGUUGCCUAUGAGUUUAUGGACUUUGAGGUGCAUCAUGUCAGCGUUGUCUCAGAGUCGAAUGUAACAUAGCUAAAUUUAAGCACUCAGAGGAAAUACAGUGAUCCUAAUGUUUAUAUACGCUGUAAUAUUGUUUUUUCUUACCGACUGAUGGAAUUAAAUGGUGUGAUUGUCACCACACUGACACUCA